UUACUUUUUUACAAGCGGGGCACGUUACUCUAGUAAUCCUGCUUCUUACUAAACGACGACGCAACAAAACCGCGUGGGGACAGAAGAAAAGGAGGCGCGCGCGCCCGGGACUUGUUGCGCUAGAAGAAAGGUAGCGGCGCGCGCGCGCGCGGCACCGCCUCCGCGCGGCGCCCAGAUAAAGUGUGUCAGCGCGGACGAUGCAACUCUCAACGCUUGAACCAUGAAGCUGCUGCUGCUGCUGUCCGCGCUCGUGGCUCUGCUCACCGGCGUGCGCGUGCUCUGCCAGGACCCCGAACCCAAGGAGGACGCGGACUACUGGACAAGCACGAACCACCAGGACGGCUGGCUGUCCAGCGAGCCGCUCAGAGAAAUGCUGCUGAGGAUGACGAGGAAGCCGCGGCCGCAUCAGUUCAUCGGCCUGAUGGGGAGGCGCUCCACGGCAAACGCACAGAUCACCAGGAAAAGACAUAAAGUGAACUCGUUUGUGGGGCUGAUGGGAAAAAGGAGCCAAGAGGAACCAGAGUCAUACGAGUGGAGCACAAUACGGACGUACGACCAGCGGCGCUGAGCACCUGUCAUCUUCUUGUCUUGCGUGUGUGUUGGGGGGGGGGGGGGUAUUUUUUUUCCUUGCUAUGUAUAAAUGUUAGCUGAAUAAAACGACUGUUUUCAUGUUCUGGUGAUGA
This is a messenger RNA of Oryzias latipes (Japanese medaka), 683 nucleotides long. It is a transcript of the gene tac1, whose product is annotated as tachykinin precursor 1. The record is from RefSeq and is a predicted model, not a curated record. Lineage: Eukaryota; Metazoa; Chordata; Actinopteri; Beloniformes; Adrianichthyidae. Gene Ontology annotation, biological process: tachykinin receptor signaling pathway.